AUGAUUGCUUGUGAAUCGGAAAUUGCACCUCAUUUUAAAAUGGAGGACAAAAAGACAGCCAUUCGAUUAAUGCGAAAAGAUAUGUUUAUGGCGACAAUAGACCUUAAAGAUUCGUAUUUCUUAAUUCCGGUGGACAAAUCUAGUAGAAAAUACCUCAGAUUUAUUUAUAAAAACACGUUGUACGAGUUUAAUUGUAUGCCGUUCGGUCUAUGCACAGCACCAUAUGUGUUUACUAAACUCAUGAAACCAAUAGCGCAAAAAUUGAGGUCAAAAGGAUUUGUAUCAGUCUUCUACCUGGACGAUAUCCUGUUAUUUGGACAGUCAGCUCAAGAUUGCCGGAAAAAUGUUCGAGAGACUCGAAAGUUAAUUGAAAAAACCGGGCUAACAUUAAAUAUGGAAAAAUGCGUCCUUGAACCUUCGAAAGAAGUAAAAUUUCUUGGUUUUAUUUUCGAUUCGGGGAAAUUUUGUCUUAAAUUACCGCAAGGCAAGAGAAAUCAAAUAUAUGAUCUUGUGAUGAAAUUUCAAACUAUCGGUCAUUGUCAAAUCAGGAAAUUUGCCGAAUUUAUUGGAAUCCUAGUAGCUGCCAGUCCCGCAGUUCGGUACGGGACUCUAUAUACAAAAAAUUUCGAAAGAGAAAAAUUUUUAGCCGUGCAAAAAACAAACGGAAAUUACGAUAAAAAUAUGAAAAUAUCGGACAAACUAAUUCCAGACUUAGAGUGGUGGACAAAAAAUAUCGGAGAGUGUGUUAACCCGAUACGAGAAGACCAUUUUGAAAUGGAAAUUUUCAGCGAUGCCUCGCUAACAGGUUGGGGAGUAGCUUGCGAGGGAGAUCGGACACAUGGGUUUUGGAAUAGUCAAGAGAGAGAAGAACAUAUCAAUUAUCUUGAAUUAAAAGCAGUAUUUUACGGACUUAAAUGUUUUGCUAAAGAUAAAAAGUCGUGCGAGAUAUUACUUCGCAUUGAUAAUACGACGGCGUUGUCAUAUAUAAACCGUAUGGGUAGCGUUCAGUUUCCAAAGUUGUCAAAUUUGUCAACGGAAAUCUGGCGGUGGUGCGAGAUUCGCGAUUUAUGGAUUUUCGCUUCGUAUAUUAGUUCUCGCGACAAUAAAGAAGCAGAUGAGGAGUCGAGAGUCAAACAAAACGAAACCGAAUGGGAGUUAGCUAGUUGGGCAUACGAUCAAAUAGAGUCAACUUUCGGGAAAUUCGACAUAGAUUUGUUCGCAUCAAACGUAAAUGCAAAGUGCAAAAAAUUCGUCUCUUGGCACAGAGAUCCAGAGGCGUGUGCGGUAGACGCAUUUACCAUACCGUGGACAAAUUUAUAUUUUUACGCUUUCCCACCAUUUUCCGUCAUUCUAAGAACAAUUAGAAAAAUAAUUGCUGAGAAAGCAAACGGGGUGUUGGUUGCAAUUCCAUCCGUUACGAACCUCGCUUUCCCUGGUUGUCGGGAAAUUAUCGGGCAAGCGUUUGCCUUAAAAGGAGUUCCUCAUGAGUCGAUACCGAUAAAAAGAGUCAACCCGUUUCAGGCUCCAGUCGGAUGCGUUCUCGAGUUUUUAACCGUCUCUUUAUCCCACGUAAAAACUCAUGGGACGUCAAACUCGUAUAGGUCAGCAUUAGCGUUAAUAGUUAUAGGUGAUAUAGGGCAACAGCCCGUGAUCAAGAGAUUUUUUCGAGGUGUGGCUCACUUACGCCCGCAAUCAGCAAAAUACGACGAAAUUUGGGAUCCCGAUCCAGUUUUAUGUUACUUAAAAACGCUUUGGCCACACGACACAUUAUCGUUUGAGGAUUUGACAAAGAAAUUAGUUAUGUUAUUGGCACUAGUAACAGCACAAAGAGUACAAACUCUGUCAAAGAUUAGAUUAAGCUGUAUCGAGAAAACUGACACAGAGAUUAAAGUUAAGAUAAUAGAUCGUAUAAAAUCGUCGGGUCCGGGGAAAAAUCAACCCUUGUUAUGUUUACCGUUUUUUAUAAAACAGCCAAAGUUGUGUGUAGCAACGGUCUUGGACUGUUAUAUGAAGCGUUCGGCAAGGUUGCGACCUAAUAACGAAGAUUUCUUAUUAUUAACAUAUAAAAAACCUCACCGUGUAGCAACAACGCAAGCAAUACGGAGGUGGAUAAAAGAUGUAAUGGCCAAAAGUGGUAUUGAUACAAACACUUUCGGCUCACAUAGUACUAGACAUGCGGUUACUUCGGCGGCAUAUCGUAGAGGUGUAGAUAUCGAAACAAUCCGAAAAGCUGCGGGCUGA
Molecule: messenger RNA, 2241 nt
Organism: Diprion similis
Lineage: Eukaryota; Metazoa; Arthropoda; Insecta; Hymenoptera; Diprionidae
Exons: 4
Coding region: 1-2241 (746 amino acids)
Biological process (GO): DNA recombination; DNA integration
Molecular function (GO): DNA binding; site-specific DNA-methyltransferase (adenine-specific) activity
Source: RefSeq, a predicted model, not a curated record